AUGUCAUCCAACCAGUAUACGUUCUACGAUCUUGCGAGCAGGUCGCCCGAUUCGACAUGGACUCCUAACCCCUGGAAGACUCGCCUUGUCUUGAACUUCAAGGGAAUUGACUAUAACACUCGCUGGCUGGAAUACCCCGAGAUCGCACCUGAAUUGGAGAACCACCUUCCACCCAACGAGAAUUUUCCACGCUACACAAUCCCAGCAAUCAUCACACCUGAGGGGAAAUACAUGAUGGAUUCGCGCCCGAUCGCAGAAUACCUCGAAAGCAAACACCCCUCGCCCUCGCUCCACCUAGACUCCAGCAUCGUGGAUCAAGUUGACGCUCUCUGGUGGAAAUACGUGGGCGCUAUUAUGCCUAUAUUCCUGAACCAAGUUCCAAAGCGAAUUCUCAACGACGCCAGCUUGGAACACUGGUACCGGACUCGCAAGGCAUUUGUCGGGAUGAGCGUUGAAGAGUUUGAGGAGACGAAGGGUGGGGAAAAAGCGUGGAAUGAGGCGGAGCCGGUUCUUCGUGAAACUACCGCUUUGCUGAAGCAGAUUGAAGGGCCGUUCUUCUUGGGUGAGACUAUAAGCUAUGCUGAUUUUAUUUGGGGUAGUGUUUUGCUUUUUAGUGAGCGCAUUGGGCCAGAUUUCUUUGAGGAGGCUUUGAAGAGAACUGGUGAUGCACAGGUGCAUCUGGAUCUUUUGAAUGCGGUUCGACCUUGGUCUGUUUGA
Molecule: messenger RNA, 717 nt
Organism: Penicillium waksmanii
Lineage: Eukaryota; Fungi; Ascomycota; Eurotiomycetes; Eurotiales; Aspergillaceae
Product: glutathione S-transferase family protein
Exons: 4
Coding region: 1-717 (238 amino acids)
Cellular component (GO): cytoplasm
Source: RefSeq, a predicted model, not a curated record